AUGCAAAUCAAUUCGUGUUAUUUAUCGUUGCUUCUAAUGACCCUAUUUUUGUUUUCGAUGUUAAUUAUUGGCGGAGUUAUUUCCAUUGGUCUUAUUCCGAUUUAUUUACAAAAUAAUGCUGUCUUCCCAGAAACGAAAACAAGCACAAAACAAUAUGAAUUAAAUUACAUAACAAAUUUAACAAAUGUUGGAUCGUUAAACGUAUCAAAUAUUGAUGCACUGAGUUCAAAUUUAAAUACAAUAUUAGCACUUAAUCGAAUACAAAUAAUCGAUGCUGGACUUGUUAUUGUCACAAAUGGACGGAGAAAGAAACGAGAAACAAUUCAAUGUGAAAAUUCCGAGCAUCUCAAUGAUAAUGUAUUAAGAGUAAAGUUUGUCAUUGAAUAUCCUCGUGGUUGUGGAACCAUAUCGUGUCAACAACGUUCAACAAACCAUAUCAUAUUUAAUAUCAAAAAUUUAUUUCCUUCAAUUACGAUUCCAAUUCAUUUAAAUAAUAAUCAAACUAUUUUCACUUUAUUAUAUUUUUGUUCGUUUGAUCAUCAACAAACUCUAACGAUAAUUAGUUCAUGUGUAAAUCAAACGACAGCGUUAGUUUGUGGAAGUGGAAGUGCAAUUUCAAAAUGUGAAAAUACAAAACCAUGUUCGAAAGAUUCCGAUUGUAUUAGUGAUUUUUGUAGAAUAGCAGAUCAAACAUGUCAAACACCGACUUGUACGGAUAAUUAUGUAAAUCAAGAUGAAACCGAUAUUGAUUGUGGAGGACGAAUUUGUGGAAUAAAAUGUUCUUUAAAUAAAACUUGUCGAAAGGAUGGAGAUUGUACAACUGGAUUUUGUCGUUUAAAUGACAAAACAUGUCAAAUAUCAACAUGUACAGAUAAUUAUUGGAAUGGAGAUGAAACUGACGUUGAUUGUGGAGGAUCAGUUUGUUCAACGAAAUGUUCUAAUAAUAAGUCAUGUGAAGCUUCAUCAGACUGUCAAGCGGGGUUUUGUCGUUCAAAUGACAAAACAUGUCAAACACCCAGCUGUUCUGAUGGAUAUAAAAAUCAAGAUGAGACAGAUGUUGAUUGUGGUGGAUCAGUAUGUUCAACUCAAUGUAUAGAUAGUGAAACAUGCUCGCAAAAUUCUGAUUGUACUAGUGGUUAUUGUCGAUUAACAGAUCAAACAUGUCGAACUGCAACAUGUACUGACGGAUUUCAAAAUCAAGAUGAAACUGAUGUUGAUUGUGGUGGAUUGAUUUGCACAGCAACGUGUGCUCUUACAAAAUUUUGCGGAAGAAAUCCCGAUUGUACGAGUGGAUUUUGUCGAGGAACGGAUAAAACAUGUCGAGUAUCAGGAUGUUCCGAUGGAUUCCGAAAUCAAGAUGAAACAGAUAUUGAUUGUGGCGGAUCAACUUGCGGAGUUAAAUGUCCUCUCACAAAAACGUGUGGAAAAGAUGCAGAUUGUCAAAGUGGAUUUUGUAGGCCAACGGAUAAAACAUGUCAAACGGCAACUUGUUCUGAUUCAUUGAGAAAUCAAGAUGAAAGCGAUGUUGAUUGCGGCGGUACAGCAUGUACAGCUAAAUGUGCAAAUGGUUUAUCUUGCGGGAAAAAUGCUGAUUGUACAAGUGCCUUUUGUCGUGCAACAGAUAAAUCAUGUCAAACACCCAGUUGUUCUGAUGGAUACAAAAAUCAAGAUGAAACAGAUACUGAUUGUGGUGGAUCAGUUUGUUCAGCUAAAUGUCCAGAUACGAAGAGUUGUGGAAAAGAUGCAGAUUGUCAAAAUGGAUUUUGUCGACCAACGGAUAAAACAUGCCGAACUGCAACGUGUAGUGAUUCGUUACGAAAUCAAGACGAAACUGAUGUUGAUUGCGGUGGAACUAUGAAAUCCAUCGGAGUAAUUGGAGCUGGCUAUGUUGGUCUUUCAUUAGCUGUCGAAUUUGGAAAAUCUCGUCCAACAGUAGCGUAUGAUAUGAACGAAGAACGUAUUGAAAAAUUAAAAAAUGGUCAUGAUCCAAAUCUUGAAUCAUCUGAUGAUAACUUGAAAUCAUCGAAAUAUUUAAAAUUUACAACAAAUAUGGAAGACUUGCAUGAAUGUCAAAUCUUUAUUGUUGCCGUUCCAACACCCAUCGAUGAAAAUAACCGUCCUGAUUUAUUUCCAUUACAAAACGCAUCUGAAACAAUUGGAAAAAUUCUGAAAAUAAAUGAUAUUGUUAUUUAUGAAUCAACUGUUUAUCCAGGUGUAACAGAAGAUAUUUGUGUUAAGAUUCUUGAAGAAGUAAGUCAUCUGAGAUAUAAUAUUGACUUCUUUUGUGGUUAUUCACCUGAACGUAUCAAUCCCGGUGAUAAACUUCAUACACUAAGAACAAUACGAAAGAUAACAUCAGGUUCGACACCUGCCAUCGCUCAAGAAAUCGAUGCACUUUAUAAGGAAAUAAUCGAAGCAGGAACAUUUAUGGUUUCGUCGAUAAAGAUAGCUGAAGCGGCAAAACUAUUUGAAAAUUCUCAACGUGAUAUAAAUAUCGCAUUUGUAAAUGAACUUUCACGUAUAUUUAAUUUAGCUGGAAUCGAUACACAUGAAGUUUUAGAAGCAACACGAACAAAAUGGAAUUGUUUACCAUUUGAACCAGGUCUUGUUGGCGGACAUUGCAUAGCUGUUGAUCCGUAUUAUUUGAUUCAUAUGUCUUUAUCAUUAAACUACAUUCCGGAAAUGAUUCUUGCAGGUAGAAGAAUCAAUGAUACAAUGUCACAUUAUAUUUCAUCGGAAAUUGUCAAAACAAUGCUAAAAAAAGGAAUCUCUGUUAUUAAUUCAAAGAUUUUAAUUUUAGGAAUAACUUUCAAAGAAAAUUGUCCCGAUAUUCGGAAUUCAAAAAUAAUUGAUAUUAUUGAAGAUUUAGAAGAAUUUGGUUGUCAUGUCGAUGUUGUUGAUCCCUGGGCAUCGAAAAAACAUGUUUUUGAUGAAUUUGGCAUUGAGAUAAAAGAUUUGGAUAGAAAUAUCAAUUUUGAUGAUUAUCAUGGCAUUGUUAUUGGAGUUGCUCAUCAACAAUUUAAAAGCUUAGACUUUUCUUCAAUUAAAUCUUCAAAAAAAAUCAUUUAUGACAUUAAAGGAAUUUUACCUAGAGAUUGUGUUGAUGCGCGUUUAUAA
This is a messenger RNA of Adineta ricciae, 3117 nucleotides long. Lineage: Eukaryota; Metazoa; Rotifera; Eurotatoria; Adinetida; Adinetidae. The record is from the annotation of a GenBank genome assembly.